GGCGUGAGCGGCGAAAGCCGGGAGGGCGAGCGAGGGAGCGAGCAGGCAGCAGGCAGCAGGCGGGCCGCCGGACGUACGGCCGGCACGGAGGGAGGGAACGAGCGAGUAGUGAGAAAGCCAGAGAGGGCGGCGGGGUCCCGAGGGCUGCCGAGAUUCCUCAGGUCCCUCUGGCCCCCUCCCCGGAGCCCACAGCGCCUCCGGUCUCCAGCGGAGCGGACACGGCCCGGCCCGGCCAUGGCCUCGUUGCUGAAAGUGGAUCAGGAAGUGAAGCUCAAGGUUGAUUCUUUCAGGGAGCGGAUCACAAGUGAGGCAGAAGACUUGGUGGCAAAUUUUUUCCCAAAGAAGUUAUUAGAACUUGAUAGUUUUUUGAAGGAACCAAUCCUAAACAUCCAUGACCUAACUCAGAUCCACUCGGACAUGAAUCUCCCAGUCCCUGAUCCCAUUCUUCUCACGAAUAGCCAUGAUGGACUGGAUGGUCCCACUUAUAAGAAGCGAAGGUUGGAUGAGUGUGAAGAGGCGUUCCAAGGAACAAAGGUGUUUGUGAUGCCCAAUGGGAUGCUAAAAAGCAACCAGCAGCUGGUGGACAUAAUUGAGAAAGUGAAACCUGAGAUCCGGCUGCUGAUUGAGAAAUGUAACACGGUCAAAAUGUGGGUACAGCUCCUGAUUCCCAGGAUAGAAGAUGGGAACAACUUUGGUGUGUCCAUUCAGGAGGAGACAGUUGCAGAAUUAAGAACUGUUGAGAGUGAAGCUGCAUCUUAUCUGGACCAGAUUUCUAGAUAUUAUAUUACAAGAGCCAAAUUGGUUUCUAAAAUAGCUAAAUAUCCCCAUGUGGAGGACUAUCGCCGCACCGUGACAGAGAUUGAUGAGAAAGAAUACAUCAGUCUUCGGCUUAUCAUAUCAGAGCUGAGGAAUCAAUAUGUCACUCUACAUGACAUGAUCCUGAAAAAUAUCGAGAAGAUCAAACGGCCCCGGAGUAGCAAUGCAGAGACACUGUACUGAGGCCAGGGCCAGGGCCAGGGGACUCUGUGAGUCUGGCUCAAGACCGACAUUGCCUUGGUUUGUUACAUGACUAUCGUGAUGGGGAAACUGGCUGGAAAUAGUAAUCACACCUCUCUGUUUUUAGUUAGAGUCUAAUGAAACUCUCAUCUAGUUCCGUGAUGUGUUUACCUCUUUUUUCAGGCCUCAGGAACUCUUCUGUCCUUCCCUAGUACCCUACACCCAGCUUGUCCUAAUUUCUGGAGAACUCCCAGGUUUGUGCUUACAGGAUAUUGGCACAAGAACACUUGUGUUUUCUCUCUCCCCUUUCGCACUCUGCUUGUCAGACUUUGUGUUCUCUUCCUUUUGAUUGAUUGGUUAGAAGCUAAGGGAACUAUAGGGAGAAUGCUAGGUGGUUUUUAGGAACUGAAGUGUGUGUGUGUGGGGGAACCAUCUCCUCUCUUCUUGUUGUAAGGCUAGAUGGUGUGUCUUGCAUCUGUGGGACAUUGAAUUCUCCCUGCCACAGUUGCCCUGGUGAUAACUUAGAGUUUCCCUUUUAUUCACAUCCCACCUUGAACCUAAUCGUGACAAACAACAUCUUAGGCCUUCAAUAUCCUUAACACCCUCAGAUGUUUUAUAACUGGGGGUUUCACAUACACAUGUAUAUGCGUGUUGUACACACACAUACGGAUUUGCACACACACCUUCUUACUCCAAUACCUUGCAUACCUUCUUCUUCCUCUGUAGUCCCUUUCACAUACACCCCUUUCAGGAGGUGAUAGUUGUCAUAUACCCAGGGAAAAGUCCUGGAGCCAUCCUCCCUCCUGAUAUUGUUGCUGCUUGGUGCCCAGGGUGAGUUGGAGGAGAACUGAGAGUGGAGAUCAAAGGGCUGAGUUAGGCCUGUUCUCUGACUUGGUCCUUCUGGUGUUAUGAAAUGGCUGGUCCUUUGACUCCUGAUUGCCUUUUCCCAGGCCAGUUGUACAUUGGGGUGGGGUGUCUGCAACUGUGAGGUCUAGACGCUGCUGCUCCUUUGGGAAAUAUUUCUCUUAUUUAUAGUAUUGUGCUUCUGGGGAAAGCAGCCAUUUGUGUGUAUAUGUGUGUGUGUGUGCACAUACAUAUGAUGUAUAUAUGUGUGCGUGUGGGAAUACGCCAGGCAAGUCAAAACCAUAGAAGAGUCAGUUGCCUCUCUUGAACCUUCCAGAGAUAUCAUUUAUUGUUACAGCUUUUUUGUUAACCCCCGUUUCCCCCCAGCUUUUAUUUUCCUGCUAAUGAGAGUUGAUAUCUGUGUAGUCUGCCAGUGACUCUCAGUGUCUAUUUCUGAAUUUUAUUCUUCCCUGUCUCUGUCUUCCAACCCCAAUCAUAUCCAUCUGGGAUGCAUCAUUUUUACUCCCAGUAUUCUGUAGAAAAGGAGCCGGGAUGCUGUCUUCCCAUGAAUAGUGUUCAGUAACAAACCAAUUGCAUUUUAGUUGGGCAGUGCCCUUACCUACCUGUACCCCCGCAUCCUUUCCAACUAAAACCCUUCCCUCCUCCCACCAUGUGUUUCUCAGUUUCCCUUUUUGUUCAAUUGUUCUGCUGCCUCCUCACCUUACUACCCUUGGAUUGUAAUGUAAAAUUCUUUUACCAUGUCAAGAAAUUAUUAAAAAUACAGGUACUUUGA
Messenger RNA from Ictidomys tridecemlineatus (thirteen-lined ground squirrel), 2632 nucleotides. RefSeq names its product proteasome activator complex subunit 3. Gene Ontology annotation, molecular function: endopeptidase activator activity. Gene Ontology annotation, biological process: regulation of proteasomal protein catabolic process; regulation of G1/S transition of mitotic cell cycle; positive regulation of endopeptidase activity. Lineage: Eukaryota; Metazoa; Chordata; Mammalia; Rodentia; Sciuridae. The record is from RefSeq and is a predicted model, not a curated record. Gene Ontology annotation, cellular component: cytoplasm; nucleoplasm; proteasome activator complex.